AUGCGUCUAUUCGGCAAGAAAAAGAAAAAGCAAAUGAGCCAAGAAGAAGUCCUCAAAACAAUGGAAGGACUCCGUAAAACCCUCGAAGAUAUUGAUAAGCGAGGAAAUCUACUUCAAAACAAAGCCCAGAACGAGCUCCAACAAGCCCUUCAAAGGAAAAAAGUUGGCGAUCGAAGCGGAGCCUUAAUUUGUCUCAAGCGCAAAAAAAUGUAUGAAAGCGAGGUAGCCAAACUUGAAGGAUCCCGUAUGAACUUGGAACAGCAACUGUUCGCCAUUGAAGGAGCAAGUAUGAACAAAAAUAUUUUUGACUCACUGAAAACGGGUAACCAAGUCUUAAAAGAUGUCCAUGGGGAAAUAAAAAUUGAAGACGUCGACAGGCUAAAAGAUGAUAUGGAAGAACAGCAAGAUUUAUUGCAGGAGAUGAAUGAAGCCAUAUCACAGCCAAUUGGAAUUUUGUCGACAAUGGAUGAAGAUGAGCUUAUGGACGAAUUAGACCAAUUAGAAGCUAAGGAAUACGAAAAAGACAUGCUUGAGGCACAAGCUGGGCCAGCUCUGCAGAACAGAAAUAAUGUUAUUCAAAGAGAGCCUGUGCCUGCUCAACAAGUAAGUGCAGCGAACGAUUUAGACGAACUUUAUAACCAAAUGCAGAUGAGCUAA
This is a messenger RNA of Blepharisma stoltei, 657 nucleotides long. Lineage: Eukaryota; Ciliophora; Heterotrichea; Heterotrichida; Blepharismidae. The record is from the annotation of a GenBank genome assembly.